AUGAAGUUCUCAUCUAGGUAAGUUGAAGACAUUAUUAUAAUACCGUAGUAUGAUUGGUGGUCUCCAACAGGACCCUAGGGUUCUCUUCAUAAAUUUAAUAAAGUCAGAGCAAAUUUCAUUCGCAAAAACUUGAUGAACGAUGCCAUGCCUAUUGAAACUUAAGAAGAGUAUUUCAGCAAAUUCAGAGUACUUGAUAUUGGCUGUGGAGCUGGCAUCUUGUCUGAAAGUCUUGGUAGAUUAGGAAUGGGAAGUGUUACAGGGAUUGACCCAACAGAUAAAUGUGUGGAAUUAGCAUAAGCACAUCUGAAACUAGAUGCUGAUCUUGCCAAGAAAGUAACAUAUAAAAAUACUACAGUGGAAGCACUAAUAGAUGAGAAAUUUAACACAAAUAAUAACCAAUCUCCACAUAAAGAUGAGCUUUAUGACUUGGUGUGUUGCUCUGAGGUCAUUGAGCAUGUCAAUGAUUAGCAAGAAUUCUUGAGAAAAUGUGCUAAACUAGUCAAGCCUGAGACAGGGUACUUCUUUCUUUCAACUAUUGCCAAAACACCAGAAAGCUAUUUCCUCACGAUAUUAAUGGCUGAGUAUGUUUUGAGAUUGGUACCGAAAGGAACGCAUGAGUGGAAUCAAUAUAUUAAUGUUGAGGACAUUGAAGGUGCUCUUUCUUCAUAGGCCUUUAGAACUGUGGCUAAAGCAGGUGCAAUGGUAACUAAUCCACUGACUAUGGAAAUGGAUGAGUUUCCUAAUUGGUUAAGAGGAAAUUAUAUGAUAUUAUCUAAGAGAUUAAUUUGA
Molecule: messenger RNA, 789 nt
Organism: Stylonychia lemnae
Lineage: Eukaryota; Ciliophora; Spirotrichea; Sporadotrichida; Oxytrichidae
Source: the annotation of a GenBank genome assembly